Molecule: messenger RNA, 5075 nt
Organism: Orbicella faveolata
Lineage: Eukaryota; Metazoa; Cnidaria; Anthozoa; Scleractinia; Merulinidae
Product: ATP-binding cassette sub-family C member 4-like
Biological process (GO): transmembrane transport
Cellular component (GO): membrane
Molecular function (GO): ABC-type transporter activity; ATP hydrolysis activity; ATP binding
Source: RefSeq, a predicted model, not a curated record
CUGGCGGACAGUUGAGGGCUUUGGGCAGCGCAAGGGAGAUCUGGGCAUCAGUUGCUUGACUGCACGGUACAUACAGGGCAUGCCAACAGGUUGCGCUAAUUCAACACUCGUCUGCUGCAUCAGAGCCAGGUUUUUCAUUUUCGCAAUAACCAAGCUAGAGUUAUGGAAGAAUCCAUUUAGGUGUAGCUCAUGCUUCAACAUAACAAGCGUUAAUAAUAAAUAUUAGCUUUUUAUGUGGGCAUAAUGGAACAUAACAGUGAUGCCUUUCGAGCAUAAACUGUGAGAUUUGGUGGGCAAAAUGUGUAAAACCCUACUGGCAGCGCCAUGUUCAAAGACCGACCCUCAAAUGCAUGGGCGAUCAACACGUAUCUCACAUUGAAUUUUGUUUUCGUUUGGUUGGUGUCUCACUAGACUAAAACAACAGCAACUUGCAUUGGGGAAAAUAAUGCAAAGCACUUCAGAAAGAAAAAAUCCAAGAGGCGGGGCAAGCUCGCUGUCAAUCAUGUUCUUCUGGUGGAUGAAUGACGUCAUAAAACUAGGAAAUGGUCAACCGCUGACCGAGAAGAAUUUGUUUCCUCUUCUUGAAGAUUACAAAGCUGAGGUGCUCGUAAAAACUGCAGAAAAAUGGUGGCUGAAAGAAUCGAGAAGUAAGACACCACGUUUGUGGAAGGCAAUGGCCGGACUUAUUCCCUGGAAAUCAUAUCUGAUUAUGCUGGCUUUACAGACCCUUCGGUCUCUGAGCUUUGUCUCCUUGCCUGUUUGUCUUUGGCUUUUGUUAAAGACGCUAAAUGAUGCUUCGAAUUCAGACAUGAAGUUGGCAUUUAUCUACGUUGCAAUUUUGGGGAUGACAAGCUUAAUACAAGCUGCGUCGACGCAACACUAUGACUACCUCACUGAGCUGUGGGGAUUGAAGCUGAAAGUGGCAUUGAUAGGACUUGUUCACAAAAAGAUUCUUGCUCUAAAUCGUUUUAGCUUGGAAGCUAUGUUGUCUGGAAACACUAUAAACUUGGUCUCGAACGACGCACAAAAGAUCGAGAAGUCCUUGAACCAAGUAGGUAUGGUGUUAUUUGCUCCUUUGGAACUCAGUAUCAGCCUGGUUAUCCUGUGGUACUUGAUUGGCUGGGAGGCCCUCGUUGGUGCUGCCUUUUAUUUCGUUUUAGUCGUCUUUCAGCUGUUUAUGGCGAGAAAGGCUGCCAAGCUUAGAGCCAAAGCAGCUGCUUUCACAGAUGAACGGCUUGUGGUGAUGAAAGAAAUCAUUUCUGGAAUACGAGCGGUGAAGAUGUACGCUUGGGAGUGGAAAUUCAGAGACAUUAUCAGAGAUCUUCGCAGAAAGGAGAUGACAAUCAUUCGCUUAAAAGGCGCCAUUGUCUCCAUGGUGUGCGUUUUGUUCUUCACCACACUUCCAAUCGCCGCUCUGAUUUCUGUAACAACACUAGUUAUGACAGGAACGCAAUUAUCAUCUUUUAGUAUAUUUACACUUCUUCUGAGCUUAAUGACGAUAAGAACUACAUUUUGCUACAACUUGAGCAUGUCCAUGCAAAUGGUCGCAGAUGCUAAAGUAGCACUUGACAGAAUACAGGUUUUCCUUGAAAAAAGGAUGUCAAAGAUGAAAGUAACCGAGCAAUCCGAGCAGCAUGGCUCUAAGCAAAUUUUCGCAGAACAGGUACAUCCUGUUAAUACUAUUAUAGUCCAGUCUAAGAACACUCAGAGAACAGUGGCUAUCCAGCUGGCUAAUUACCGAGAACAAGACGACUCCGCAGGAAAUCAUUUACAAACAUUCACUGCCAACUCAGUACCUACAAAGACCGCAAUCAUUUCCUCUAGCUCUUUUCCCAAAGCUCCAUUGAAAAUGAAACUUAGCGAUUCAGGCCCCCAAAAGCCUCAUAUCAGCAUUCAUGAGAUGUCCUGCUCUUGGAAUCAAGAUGGCCCCGCCCACAGCUUAAGAGGCAUAACUUUAAAUGCCUCCAGAGGUGACUUGAUAGCGAUAACAGGGGCAGUUGGAAGUGGAAAAUCCUCUCUGCUAACAGCCAUUCUUGGAGAACUACCUCUACGCAAGGGAAAGAUAUCGUAUCAUGGCAAAGUGGCCUAUGCUCCUCAAAUACCCUGGGUAUUUUCUGGGACAAUAAGGGAAAACAUUUUGUUCGGUUUGCCAUUCGACCAGAAGAAGUUCCAGCGUAUUUUAGACAUCUGUGGGUUGACGAAAGAUUUGGCGGACCUCACCAAUGGAGACCUAACGGAAAUUGGACAGCGUGGAGCGUCCCUCAGUGGAGGUCAGAAAGCACGUGUGGGUUUAGCUCGUGCAGUGUAUUCAGACGCUGAUAUCUACCUGCUUGACGAUCCACUGAGUGCAGUUGACACUAAAGUAGGAAGAAAACUUUUCAACAGUUGCAUACUGGACUAUUUAUCGGGUCGCAUUCGCUUGCUGGUUACCCACCAGUUGCAGUGCUUGAAAGAUGUGGAUCGCAUUGCUGUGAUGAAAAACGGUUCAAUCAUUUGCCAGGGAGGAUACAGGGAACUUACAGAGAGCGGCAUAUUCUCAGAUUAUUUGGAAUUAUCUCAGCCGAAUGAGGAUGAUCCAAAGCGCGCAAACAGUGUGAGUCUUAACCAAUUUAAGGAAGACGACGUCAUAAAGAGGUCGUCAUUUUCUUCGGUUUCGUUAGUGAAUGAACACGUUGCACAUAAAGUUAACAUGUCUGUUGUUGACAAUCUCAAGUUAUCUACGCACCAAGAGAAAGAAAGUGACGGCGUUUCAAACUUGAGCGAUGAAUCGUCUCUCCACAAGUGGUCGCGAUCGGUACCCUCAAAAUACGCCCAUCAACAGGCUCAUGGCUUGAAAGAAGAGGAGGAAAAUAAGAGAGCUGGAACUGUCACCUGGAGACUCUACUGGGAUUAUUUCAAAGAAGGACUGCCAGUUCCCAUUAUCGUACUUGGUGCGGUUUUAAUGGUAUCAGCACAAGCUUGUGUCCUAGCUCCAAACUGGUGGUUGACUAGAAUCGCAGAGAUGUCAUAUGACCAACAAAAAGCACCAGCCACUCAAGUCAUACACGCCUGUCUGGUGGCGGUGUCCAUUAUUGUCAUGGCAGCAUCGUGUUUCUUAUUUUAUUUCCUCCUUUUGAAAGCGGCUGAAAAUCUCCACAAUAAAAUGACACUGACUACGCUCCAUGCUCCUGUGCUAUUUUUUGACACAAACCCAGCUGGCCGUAUCCUCAAUCGGUUUUCCAAAGAUGUGGGUUGUAUGGACGAUGUGUUGCCACAGCUAUUUUUACAGGCCGUCAUAAUUUGCCUUUCCUCGCUCAGCGCCAUGUUGGUUCCGGCUGUAACAAACUACUGGAUAUUCUUAGUUCUUCUUCCACUUACUGGGAUUUUGGCUUACUAUGCACGCUAUUACCUGAAAUCCGCCAGAGAGCUGCAGAGGAUCGAGGCCUUGAAAUGCAGCCCUGUGUACUCACACAUCACGGAGACGUUAAAUGGAUUAGAAAUAGUGCAUACGUCGAACAUGAACAGCGCAUUUCUGGACAGGCUUCAAAGGUAUCAAGACGAGAAUACAAAAGCCUUCUUUAUGGUCGUUUCCUGCACUCGUUGGUUGAGUAUUCGCUUGGAUCUUCUCUCCAGUCUGUUCGUCACGAUUGUCGCCGUGGCCACUAUGUUGAUCACCAAUAGUCCUGCCUUGGCUGGACUUGCCCUCACUUAUGCUUUGCAAACACUGGAUGCCACACAAUAUGGUAUACGACUGGCUGCAGAGGUGGAAAACUCGAUGACGUCGGUCGAACGUGUCCUGACAUACGCAAAAAUCGAAUCCGAACCCGGCUACAGCACAAAGGCUGUUCCUCCAAAAUCUUGGCCACAUGACGGGAGCUUGGCGAUACGGGAUCUUUCUUUGGUUUACUUUGACGGAGGACCUCGCAUCUUGAAGGACAUCAACUUUUGUGUUUCUAGUAAGGAGAAGGUAGGAGUUGUGGGUCGCACCGGCGCUGGAAAGUCAUCUCUGGUAUCCGCUUUGUUCCGUAUGCCUGACUAUCUCGGAAAGGUGUCAGUUGAUGGUGUUAAUAUUGUUUCUAUCCAUCUACAAAAGGCUCGCAAGUCAAUGGCCGUGAUAACCCAGGAUCCGGUGCUAUUUAGAGGCACGUUAAAAAGUAACAUUGACCCAUUUUCACAACACACAGAUCAAGAACUUUGGGAAGCUCUGGAAGAGGUACAAUUGAAACCUCUUGUGAACGAAUUGCCAGGACAGCUCGAGUUCAAGCUGAAAGAAUGUGGAACAAACUUAAGCGUUGGUGAGAGGCAGUUGGUGUGCUUGGCUCGUGCACUGGUCCAGAAGAGCAAGAUCAUCAUCAUGGAUGAAGCCACCGCUAAUGUGGAUUUCAAGACUGAUCGUCUGAUCCAGGAAGUCAUUCGCGACAAGUUUAAGGAUUCCACAGUACUGACCAUUGCUCAUCGACUGAACACCAUCCUAGAUUACGACAAGGUGCUGGUUCUUGAUGGUGGACAAGUGGUGGAGUUUGACAAACCUGAAGUGCUGAUAAGGAAGGGUGGACUAUUUGCUGAGAUGAUCAGAAGUCAGACACAAAAAAGAAAGAAGUGAAAAUUACAGCAUAGUGACCCAAUGCGUACUUAUCAAACUGUUCCUACUGAGAUUAAUAAUGUAAAUGCAGACUUUGUUAUACCAACUAAAGUAAAAGGGCAAAGGAUGUAUAGGGAGUGAAAACUGGACAAAAUAACAACGGAUUUAAGAAAAUGUAGAUAAAUAUUUUUAGUAGUUGUACUUUUCGUUGCUACAUGGUAUCCUGGGGUAGUAUACACUCAAAUGGUCAUAUUCCACUGAACUGAGUCACAUAAAAUCUGUGAAUAGGAGCGCGCUAUGCUACACAUUUGGGAUGCAUGGCUGAGUCAAGAAUCUUUACACUUGAUGGCUAAAAAGAAAUUUACAAGUGUGAAGUGUUGCUAAAAAAAGAUGGUGUGUUUGCAGUAAUUGCGAGAAGCCAAAUCAGAGUUGUGCGAAACAUCGACAACAGAAUAUGGCAUAACACCUUAAACAGAGAUGGUUUAUCAGUUGUUUUAUAUAAUAAUCUAAUGAA